AGAAAGGAAAGGCAAACACACAAAAAUCUGUUUUGAGUGUGGUGUGCAGGGGCACUACAGGUCUGAUUGUCCAAAUUUCAAAGAUUAUGGUGAAAAUAGUGGUGGCAAGAACAACUAUAGCAAGAACAAGUCGUUCUCUCGUCAUGAAACCAAGUUCCGGCCAAAGGCUGAGAAGCAUCUUCAAAAGAUGGUUGCUGCAAUUGCUUCGGGUCUACAAUCUGCAGUAGAUUUAAGCGACAUCGACUCUGACCAGAGUGGUGAGGAUGAUCCUCCUUCUCCCAAACGGAAGGAUACAAAGAAGAAGAAGGCUGAUCGGCUCACCGGCAUGUGUUUUAUGGCUCAUGAGGCUGAUGAGGAGAACGACAACACGGAUGAGGUUGGUUUUGAGGGUUUGGCAAACAAGUGGCUUAUUGACUCUGGGUGUUCACGCCACAUGACUGGUGAUACUAAAUGGUUCGCCUCCCUCUGCAAAGCGUCUGGUGAUGAAAAGAUCACUUUUGGGAAUGAUGCACAGGGUUGCAUUGUGUCCAAAGGAACAGUGCGAGUCAACGAGAACUAUCUUCUCAAGGAUUUAGCCCUUGUAAGUAAGUUGAGUUAUAAUUUGAUUUCAGUUUCACAACUUCUUGAUGAGGGUUUUGAGGUUCGUUUCAAGAAAUCUGCUUCUCGUGUUCUUGACUCUACUGGUGAUCUUGUCUUUGGUAUUUCUCGUGUUGGUAAAAUCUUUGGUGCUGAUUUUGGAGUGCUUUUGUCCUCUGGUCCAUGAUGUUUUGUCGCCUCUUUGAACAUGAGCGAGUUUCAGUUGUGGCAUCGUCGUUUGGGGCAUGUUGGUUUUGAUCAUCUGACGCGAAUUGGCAGCCUUGAUCUUUUGCGAGGUUUGCCUAAGCUCAAAGCCACCAAGGAUAUUGUGUGUGCCCCAUGCCGACAUGGAAAGCAAGUCUCUGCUUCUCACCCUCCAAUCAAUCUGGUGAACACAACCAGACCCGCCCAAUUGCUACAUAUGGACACAGUUGGUCCAUCUCGGGUCCGGUCAGCUGGUAGGAAGUGGUACGUGCUUGUCAUCGUAGAUGAUUUUUCUCGAUACUCUUGGGUUUUCUUUAUGGAGCAUUAAUCUGAAGCAUUCAAUCAUUUUCAUGAUUUGGCUUUAAGGCUAUUCAAUGUAUUUCCUGGUGAGAUGAAAACUGUUCGUAGUGAUAAUGGUUUGGAGUUCAAAAAUUCUUCCUUUGCUGAUUUCCUUGCCGAGAGAGGAAUUGAGCACCAAUUUUCGUCUCCUCGCAUGCCUCAACAAAAUGGUGUUGUGGAAAGGAAAAAUAGAACUCUUGUGGAGAUGGCAAGGACCAUGCUCGAUGAAUUUGGCACACCAUGACGUUAUUGGGCUGAAGCCAUUAGUACAGCUUGCUAUGUGUCAAAUCAUGUUUUUCUGCGGAGUUCUUUGAAAGUGACCUCUUAUGAGUUGAGAUUUGGUAGAAAGCCUAAUAUUUCUCAUUUGCGGGUGUUUGGUUGCAAGUGUUUUAUCCUAAAGAAGGGCCUUCUCGACAAGUUUGAGUCGCGCACUUCUGAUGGUAUCUUUCUUGGUUACCCUGCUCACAUGAAGGGCUAUUGUGUUUUAAAUUUAGAAUCUAACCUUGUGGUAGAGACUUGCGAUGUAACUUUUGAUGAGGCUAGCCCAGCUAGACCCGAGUUUUCAGGUACACCACAAGUUCCCGAAACCUUAUUCGUUGAAGAAGAUAAUGAGGAUGGUGUGGGACAAGCCCCCAUAUCUCUUGCACCUGCCGCAGAACCUGCUACCACUUCUGUUCCACUGGAAGAUGGCCCUGUACCUAGUACUUCAUCUACAACAUCCGUACCCUCAACAUCGAUGACUCCUGAUCCUACCUCCACUUCAGCUGAGGUAGAGGCUACCACGACUACUUCCUCACCUGCUUCUGACGUCCUUCAGGGAUCUCUACGUCUUCAUCAUGCUCACCCACCAGAUCUGAUCAUUGGCAACAUCUCUGAGCGUACAUUGCGCUCCAGGUCCACUCAUUUAUCAGACUUUGCACAUACUGCAUUUGUUGCAUCUUUUGAGCCCCGAGAUGUUAGCCAUGCAUUAGAAGAUGAAAACUGGAUAAGGGCAAUGCAUGAGGAGUUAGAAAACUUUGAGAGGAACAAGGUCUGGCAACUUGUAAAAACCCCGUUUGACCAGAGUAUAAAUGUCAUUAGAACCAAGUGGGUUUUCAAAAAUAAACAGGGAGAGGGCGGCCAAGUUGUUCGCAACAAGGCUCGCCUAGUUGCUCAAGGUUAUUCUCAAAUUCAGGGUUUUGAUUUUGACGAGACCUUUGCACCUGUUGCACGGUUGGAGGCGAUACGUAUUUUACUUGCUUACUCUGCUUCCAAGGGUUUUAAGUUAUUUCAAAUGGAUGUCAAAAGUGCUUUUCUAAAUGGUUUCAUUGAUGAAGAAGUUUAUGUAAAACAGCCCCCUGGUUUUGAAAAUGAUAAGCUCCCAAACCAUGUCUAUAAAUUGCAGAAAGCUCUUUAUGGUCUUAAGCAAGCCCCUAGAGCUUGGUAUGAUAGACUCAAAGGGUUUUUGAUCAAGAAAGGUUUUAAAAUGGGUGAAGCUGAUAAGACCUUGUUCACUCUUAGGCAUCAUAAUGAACUACUCUUAGUGCAAAUUUACGUAGAUGAUAUCAUCUUCGGUGGAUCGUCUAAUGCUCUUUGUGCUAAGUUUUCCAAAGACAUGAGUGAUGAAUUUGAGAUGUCCAUGAUGGGUGAGCUGUCCUUCUUUCUUGGACUACAAAUCAAGCAAACAAAGCAGGGCACCUUUGUAUAUCAAGGCAAGUACACGAAGGACAUGUUAAAGAAGUUUGGGAUGAGCGAUUCCAAGCCACUCCAUACCCCAAUGUCCACUACCACAAUACUUGAUGUAGAUGAAAAUGGUGAGGUAGUGGACCAACGAGAAUACAGAAGCAUGAUUGGCUCACUACUGUACUUGACUGCAACGAGGCCAGACAUACAAUUUGCAGUGUGUCUGUGUGCUCGUUUUCAGGCUUCCCCAAGAGACUCCCACAAGCAAGCCGUCAAACGCAUUUUAAGGUACCUCCAAGGAACACCUGAUUUUGGCCUAUGGUUUUCUAGUUCUUCUGGUUUAGGAGUUAGGGGGUUCGCAGAUUCAGACUUUGGUGGGUGUAGAAUAGACCGCAAGAGCACUUCUGGCACUUGUCACUUUCUAGGUACUUCCCUUAUUUCUUGGUCUUCUAGGAAGCAAUCUAGUGUAGCACAAAGCACAGCCGAGGCAGAGUAUGUAGCAGCUGCGAGCAGUUGUAGUCAGAUUCUUUGGAUCUCAUCUAUUUUACAUGAUUUUGGGAUUUUCAUUUCUUCUGUUCCACUUUUCUGCAAUAACACUAGUGCGAUAAGUAUUGCUAAGAAUCCAGUCCAACACUCUAGAACUAAACACAUUGAACUGCGCUACCACUUCAUAAGAGACCAUGUGGAGAAAGGUGAUAUAGAGCUCCUGUAUGUUGAUACUGAGCAUCAGCUUGCUGAUAUUUUUACCAAACCUUUGGAUGUUAGUCGUUUUACUUCUUUGCGGGGAGAUUUGGGGGUCGUCGGCCCCUAUGGGAUCUUGUGAAGGGGGAGUUUGUGUUUUUUCUUCUUCUUUUGUUCAUAUGUAUCAUAUUGCACCUUGCAUCAUAUGUAAGAUACCUUUGAGCUUUGAUGAUUCUUUUGUUGAAGAAAUGUUCAUAAUGAAGUUGCUCUUGGCCAUGUUAUGCUUAUUGUCUAGCUCAUCCUGUCAUGGUUUGCCAUAUAUGGAUAACCCUUUGCAUGCUAGUUUUAAUUGGAAAUGAAGUUGAACUAAAUAAACAUGUUGACCAUAUGAUGAGUUCUAUGCUAGUUGAUCACCUUGACUUGAGAUCUACUUGUGCUUUGUAUUGCAACUCUGAUCUAUGUUCUGGCUAGCUAGUUUGGACUCCAUUUGAUAUCACACCUGGAACCACCAGAGACUUGUUUUGCUUAGACCUAUGUGGCUCGGGUCGGAUAUGGUCUACUUUCUUGUCAAGUCCCUAGUCUUGCUUUCAUGAGUUACUUUUUAUCUGCAUUUUUUUGUGAAGAAUCACUCAAGAUACCUGCUCGUGCAGGAGGUGGUAUUUUGCUUGUGCCUAUUCCAUACUUUCUUAAUCAAACCACUCAAGGUACCUGCUCGUGCAGGAGGUGGUACUUUGCUUGUGACUUAACAUAAAAUCAAAAUCAAAUCACUCAAGGUACCUGCUCGUGCAGGAGGUGGUACUUUGCUUGUGCCUUUUCAUAAAAUUUCUAAGUGCAUCAUUUUGUGCUGACUUAAUUACUCAAGGUGCCUGCUCGUGCAGGAGGUGGCACUUUGCUUGUGAGAUGGUCAGCACAGCGAGAAGGUUCCAUUUUUGAUCGGGUGUGCCUCCUAGUCAUUGGUUAGCGCUAGGUUGCAAUGCCUUGCAACGUUUAGUCUCUUUUCCAUGUGUUUGCCUACAUAAGAACUCAUCAUGUGUGAAAACUGAAGUUACUAAGAACUUGAAUGUCUUGCUGCAUCUAGCUCAAGGAUUUUCUCUAUAUGUCUUAGUAUGACUAGAUGAGCUCUUACUUAUCAUGGCCUAGUAGCAUUUCUAUCUCAUGUGCUUCAACUGAAUAAUCUUCAAUGCUCGUACAAUUGCAUAAAUUCCACUUCAUGCAUACAUGCUCUAUCUUAAUGUUUUCUCAUAUGCAUAAAUUGAGGGGGAGGGAUCUCCCUUGAUGCUUAUAGUGCCAAAGGGGGAGAAAUAGGACAGUGCACAUGUUGCAAAUUGAGUUUCAGUAUGUACACAAGUUGAGGGGGAGUCAGGGGGAGCCAUUGAUAUUAUUAUUUUUUCUCUUGGUUCUUUCCCUUGUGAACUUGUGAAAACAAGGUUGAUUUCUCUCUGAUGAGUUUUUGUUGAAAGUGAAGCUUUGGAUCCGGGUGUUAGCUUCACUCUCCACUUUGUCCACUUGGUAAUGUCUACAAUUUUUUUUCUUGGGACCAAGUGUGUUUUUGCAACUUUCCUUCUCUCUGUUAAAACUAAAACUCUAUUUUUUCUUGCUGAGAGUUGGGUUGGCAAUAUAAACAUCAAGGGGGAGAUUGUGAGUCCAUGUGGUGAUACCCUUAAUUUUGUGAUGAUUAUAUUGCCAAUGCUUUUGCUCACUUUGAGAGUUAUUUUAAUGAAGUUUGAAAAUCACAGUUUGUCGGAUCAAGGACAUGAUCUAUUUUAUGUGACUUAUCUGGAUGGUGUUGAUUGUAUUAAACUGUUAAUUUGGAUUGACUUGGAUCAAGCUCAGGAAGUUUGUGCUCGCAAUAGUUGCUUGUUUCCAUUGUGUGCAGGUUCCAGUGAGUGCGGCGGUAGUCGACAACGAGGAUGGUUGGCAUGAUGUGACCAUGGACGCUGUGCGGGAUCGUGCGGCUCAAAGCAACGCACAAGUUUUGGACAAGGACUAUAUGGAGGCAAAGGAGAAGACCAUGUCAAGUGAAGGUUAUUUUGGUAUGUUUACCAAAAUCCACUAACAAGCAAACCAAGAGAGUGAUUGUGGUGUUGCUUAAGAGUGGAAAAUGUUAUUUACAAGUGGCUAAGUAAAAUGGCUAUUUCUUUUAGUGUUUUGGGCUUGGCCCAUUCGGUGGGAACCAUGACCCAUUCAAUGGUGGUGGAAGGCUGAUCCAUCCUUAUAUAUGAGCUGCUAGGUUUUUCCUUGUGGGCACGAAUAGAGGAGCCGCCGCUACGAGGAGAAAAACAGAGCAGCCGCCGCACAUUUGAGAUAGAGCUUCCUAUGUGGGAUUUAGCCUAUGUGAGAGAGGCUUGUAACUCGAGAAAUCUGAGAAAUAAAUCCUCAAAUUGUUCCCAGCCUUACUAUUGUCGAGGUCUGUUGUUUGUCCUUGCAAAUCUCGUUUUUCUGCUGUACUAAUUUUGUCCCUGUGAUUCCUUGGCUAUAAUGGGGUUUCCUUGAUGGAAAAUCAUGUCUAAAUUCAUGUGCAUCCAUCCCUAGCUUUGAAUCUGGUUGUUAUUCAUUUAUUCAUGGGUUCUUGAGGAUGGCGCAGGAGUUUAUC
Messenger RNA from Triticum aestivum (bread wheat), 6055 nucleotides. RefSeq lists its product as uncharacterized. The transcript has 2 exons. The coding region runs from base 188 to 763 and encodes 191 amino acids. NCBI's taxonomy places the organism in Eukaryota, Viridiplantae, Streptophyta, Magnoliopsida, Poales, Poaceae. The record is from RefSeq and is a predicted model, not a curated record.